Danaus plexippus (monarch butterfly) is the source of this 1057-nucleotide messenger RNA. RefSeq lists its product as uncharacterized. The record is from RefSeq and is a predicted model, not a curated record. NCBI's taxonomy places the organism in Eukaryota, Metazoa, Arthropoda, Insecta, Lepidoptera, Nymphalidae. Bases 115 to 615 code for a protein of 166 amino acids. The transcript is spliced from 5 exons.
UCUUUUCUUAAAAAAAAAAAAAAAACAAAACAAGACAGUUAUUUGUCAAAGAAAUUCUAAAAUACUUUUCGUUAAAGUCAAAAACAUUUAGAUUAUUGUGUAUGAAAAAAAAAAAUGGAAAAUUCAAAGUGUAAGUCCAGGAAGAUAAGGAAAAUACAAAUGAAAUAUCCGGCUCCAUAUUCCCAGUCGUGGUCUACAACGGAACCGGUUAAAAAACACGGAAAAAUGCAAAAAAGUACCUCGUUCCAGGGAAAUCAGUACGAAUGUUGCAGGCUGCGACCUAAGCCUUUGAAAGAAGGUUGUAACCCCUUCGCCCCGCAUCUCAAGUACGGCUUGUUCCCAAGGAAAGUCACAAGGGUUACGAAUAAUGAAAUGUUGAAAAGGCAGCCGGAAGUUGGUCAUUUGAACACGAAUAAAAAACGUAUGACAAGAGACACAAAGAAAAUGAAAGAAGGGCAACCCUCCCCUCAGCUGGUAAUUCGCUCCAUUGACAAGUUGUCGCGCCGUCUGUCAUCCUCCGGUAUAAAUCAUAUCGACAUACAGCCGCGGAAUUUGACGGACAAGAAGAAGAGACAUGAUAACUACAUAUAUAAGAAGAACCAAGCUUUUUACUAAUUACAAAUCCACAGUUAAUUAAAAAAAGUUUAUAUAUAAUGAAACCAUGCAAACUCCUUGGUACAUAUAUUGACAUUGGCAGAAUGUAGCGUGCAAAGAAUUGUUGUAAAUAACUAGUUAAUUUCAGCAAGUAAAUCUGUAUCAAUACCUCUGUUCCCCUACCAUGGGUAGUCGUUGCCAAACCAAAAGCAUAGUUUUUCGUUUAGAAAUCUCAAUACAUUAUAUUAGUAGGUAUAUGAAUGAAGAACUCAAUGCGCGUGUGUAAUGAUAAAACCCUUGGUAGGGGAACAGAUUAUAUAAUUUUUACUUUUUUUAUUUUGACAAGUGCUACCUGUUUUUUUAUCUGUUCCACCUUUUUGGCGCCAUAAUAUGAAUACUAUUUAAAUUUUUGCGAAUAUAAUAAAGACGUCUUUUUAUAUUAUACGAACUUGUAUAUCAAUAA